AUGGAAGAGCGCGGAGUCGGCGGCAGCCACGGAGGGCUCAGCUCCCCUCCCGAGCAGCGCUCUGACCGGGGCACCCCGGCCGGGCCCCCGGCCCCGCCCCCGAGCNGCCCGGCCCCCGGCGCUCCUGUCACCCCCUCCCCGGCCCCUUCCUCCCGCGCCCCCCGGCACGCUCCCGCCGCGUUGCGCCAGGCGCAACCCGAGAGCGGGACGCGCCGUCCCGGGAAACCGUCCUCCCGGCGGGAGCAGGCCCGGCCCCGCAACUCCUCCUCUUCCCGGGCUGUUAGCGGAGCGGGCAGGGAUGCGCGGGCCUUCCCGGCCGGGCGCCGAGCCGCCGGCCCGGCGCUCCCGGGGGUCCAGCCCGCCUGUCCCAACGCAGCGCCCUGCCCCUCCCUCUGCUCCCCGGGCCCGCGGCGGGCAUUUACCUGCCGUGGUGGCGCAGAGCGGGGCCCUGGGGCCUCUGGCAGCCGGAGGAGGCAGCGGACUCCGUCCCGCUGCUGCCGUCCCCGAGUGAGGCGGGCGGGACGGAGCCGGGACCUGCCCCGGGAGGCGUUACGUAAACCGGCGGCGGCGGCGGUUCCAGCGCCACGGGGAGGGAAGGAGGGAGGGAGGGGGCCGGGCCGGCCGCUCCGUCACCCGGCAACGGGACUCAGCGCCCCGGCGGACGGCGCCGCCGGCUCCGCCCCGUAUCCCUCCGCCCAGAGGGCGGCACGGAUCCCUGAUCGCAGAUCCGUGGGGCUGCGCAGCGCGGGUGGGAAGGGGCUAGCGACCAUCUCGCCGAGUUCCAAAAUGCAGUAUGUCAUCCACGUUGGCUCACACUGCUUCUUUUGUGCACAACAUCUUCAGUCAAUGGAACCAAGAUCGCCUUUGAAAACAUGAUCCCCCAGUACCGGAUGUGGUCCCAUUUAGGCCUUUCAACAAGUUAAGUCUGUAUUUAAAAAAUACAUCUCAUAAGAAGCAUGAAUGCAAACAUUGCCUCCCAGCCUAUAUAUUCAUUUCCUGAUACAGAGCAACAUUAUUCUUAUUUUUAUUUUAGCUAGGGUUUGCCAAUUUUGAACAUCCUUAGUGCCUAAUUUAGUCAUAAAUCUGACUUAGGCUAGCAAGAUUAUGUAGCUACAUGAACUACCAGCAUUCUCUUAAAUGUCGCUGAGGCAGUCAUUGAUGUCAUAUGAACGUGCAGUUAAUCAGUUACUUUCUCCAAACCUUGCAGGAGUAUUUUGGGAGAAAUCUAAAGAGAAAGUAGUCCUUUAAACUGUAUGAUAAAAGGACAGAAUUGUUCUUUGAACUAUUUAAUUAUUGUUCAAGUUAUUUUCUUGUUAUGAAAAGCUGAAACUGAAAAGCUUUGGGGGAAAAGUCCUGCUGACUGUUUUCUGCUGAGUCAUUCCCUGGGUUUAUCAGAAGCCUUUCACCACAACUAACAAAACUCACACCAAUCACUAUCAAAUUUUGUUCAGGAGCUCAGAAUUUGAAUUCCCCUUUUCAAGGUAGAAUAAGAUGUACUAAAAUAUGAGGCGUCUAAGAUUUGUGUGCACUUAUCCUCAAUGUAUUAAUAUAUGUAUAUCAUCAAUACAAAUCCACUCUAUUUCACCCUUUCUAAACAUUUUUUUUUCUCUGAAAGUUUGUAGAAGGAACAGAUGCUCAGAACAUUGGUGUUCUCCUAAUGGAGCAAGCCAGAACAUGGAGGCCAAUUAUUCUGAAUAUUCACGUAGUUGCUGUGUGACAUUUCAAAUUGUCAGUUCUGGUUUUGUGGUCAGAUCUCAGGAAUCAGGACAGUGGAACUUUUUUGUUUGUUUGCUUGUUGGUUUUUGUUGGGUUUUAUUUUCCUAACAACCAACCCAGUUCCGAUCUCCAUUUGGCAAGCAUUUCAGAAACAGCUGGUACAUGACCAUAUGCCGUGCUGGCACUGCUGUGGGCUUAUUUCCCACUUGUCCUCCUGGUCAAUCAGAGUAGCUCCAUGUGCUGAAGGACAGCUGGUCCCUUGGCAUGCAAAGCAGCUAAUGAACUUUUCCUCCAAAAAGCUGUAGGGAUAGAGCAUGUGAGCUGCAAUCAGUGGUUUUUCCUUUCUGAAGUGCUAUCAAAGAUGGAAGUUUUCUAUGGGAACCCUGUUUAUUGCCUCUGUGUGACAACCUGCACCCUGAGAACAACUAUGUGGGUGUGCAUUGUAGGUGACAGCACUUGUUUGGAAAAUGAAGGCUAAAUGAUCUGUGUUGAAAAGAAUGCUAAACCACAGCUGAGUGACUGAUGGACUUGUGCCUUUAGCUGUCAGCCUCAGCAAGUAGACCAUUUUCCUUUUUCAUUGUGAUCCCUGCUGAAAGAGUCUCCAAUAAAUUUCUAAAAAUGUGUCCAUUUCAUAAUAUAUUAUUUUUUCCUUUAAGUAACCUACUGAAGGAGAAAUUGCACAGCAGUUUAGUAUUACAUAGCCACAGCUUGUAAGCAUUUUAUUGUCAGCCAUUCCUUUUACUUCCUUAAAAUCAGUCAGUUUAUAAUAUUCCCUAAAAUUUCCUUGUAGGUGCAAUAAAAAUCCCCUGAUUUUCCCUGAACAGGGAUUAAGUAUCAGUUAGCUUUGAAAGUCAUGAUAACCAAUCAGUAGACAAUUCUCUUGUUCACAGUUCAUAAACCAUUUAUAUGAAAUGCUUGAUGAAAACAAUCUGCCCAUUCAGCAUUUUAGAAACAGAGCUACAGUACCAUUUGUGAGGGAAUAUAUGUAUUCCAAGAACUUAAAUGAUGACCUAAAUGUGCAGGAUCUAAAUAUAUACAUAAAGUCAUAAUGUGUUUUUAAAAUGUAGAAAAUGGAUGGAUGUUAAUGUAAACUGAAACAAGGGAUAUCCAACAGACUCAUGAUGAGUUUUAUUUGAAAUCUUGAUGCACAGAAUCAAAAUUAUAAUUAUUUCUUUGAAACUACUUUUCUUAAUUCCACAAAGGCUUGCCUAACUUUUUUACUUCUUUUCAGGAUCCAUUUCAGGUUUUUAGCAAAGACGUUCACACCUCCCAGAAGUAAUAACUCGGUUCAAAUGACACAUUCAAAAGGCAUUCCUCAGCACUAGAUCAGGUUUCAGAUUCCUUUUUACUGAUCCCUCUUUCCUAAUAAUAUCCCUGUGCUGUACCAAAAACCAAGCUGUACAUACCCACAGAAUCAGAGGACCACACUGUUGUCAGCAUAAAGGACCUCAUCUACUGCAGUGAAUGGAAUGUGUCAUUAAAUUUUAGUGGGGUUUUCAUUAUGCCACAGUUCAACCCUUUUCCUUUCACACUCCUCUCAAAGGGGUUUCAAUGUCUUUGAUAGGAACACACUAGCGUUGGAAGAUCUGAGUCACUUGAAAAAUCAAUUACAUAAUUCAAAGUAAAUUUAUUUUCUGUUUAAUCCAACUUGAUCACUAUAACCUCAA
Pyrgilauda ruficollis (rufous-necked snowfinch) is the source of this 3383-nucleotide messenger RNA. Its product is annotated as translation initiation factor IF-2-like. The transcript is spliced from 3 exons. The coding region runs from base 1 to 876 and encodes 291 amino acids. The record is from RefSeq and is a predicted model, not a curated record. Lineage: Eukaryota; Metazoa; Chordata; Aves; Passeriformes; Passeridae.